Molecule: messenger RNA, 921 nt
Organism: Trichoderma citrinoviride
Lineage: Eukaryota; Fungi; Ascomycota; Sordariomycetes; Hypocreales; Hypocreaceae
Product: DUF947-domain-containing protein
Exons: 2
Coding region: 1-921 (306 amino acids)
Biological process (GO): maturation of SSU-rRNA from tricistronic rRNA transcript (SSU-rRNA, 5.8S rRNA, LSU-rRNA)
Cellular component (GO): nucleolus; 90S preribosome
Source: RefSeq, a predicted model, not a curated record
AUGUCUUCCAAAAGAAAGCUCGGCGCCUCGCUCCUCGAACGCCGAGUAAAAGCUCGGCGCGAAGAAGAUUGGGAGGAGCCAGAACUGAGUGCCAGCAACGACGCGUCGGGCUCAGAGGUGUCAAAAGAGGAAGUCGACAGCGAUGAUGAGGAGGACCAAGACUCCGAAGCAGAGUCUGGCUCAGAACCGAAAACAGACUUCUCGUCAAUCUCCUUUGGCGCAUUAGCUCGCGCAGCAGCCAGUUUACCACCGCCCGACAAGAAACGGAAAAAGGCCGCCGCCGAAGCCGGCAAGGGCAAGGACGAAGCACCACCAGCAGCAGCCCACCCGUCAAAAGACACGCUGAGACGGGAGGAAAAGAAGAAGGGUCGGAUCGACACAUCAUCGAAGCGAAGCUCCAAGCACGCGCCGCAGGAAAUGACGUCCAAGAAGCCCGUCAGCCGGCGCCGCGAGAUCCUGCCCGACCCCCGCCGCAAAGCCCGCGACCCGCGCUUCGACGCCCUGACGGGGAAGCUCGACGAGGCCAAGUUCGCCAAGAACUACGCCUUCCUGGACGAGUACCGCGAGAAGGAGAUGGCGGACCUGCGGGCGCAGAUCAAGAAGACCAAGGACCCCUACGUCAAGGAGGACCUGAAGCGGCAGCUGCUGUCGAUGGAGUCCAAGAAGAAGGCCCGCCAGCAGAAGGAGGAGGAGGCAAGGCUGCUGGCGGAGCACCGCAAGAAGGAGAAGGAGCUGGUGGCGCAGGGCAAGCAGCCGUUCUACCUGCGCAAGAGCGAGCAGAAGAAGCAGCUGCUGCUCAACAGGUAUGCAAGCAUGAGCAAGGGGCAGGUCGACAGGGCGAUCGAGCGCAAGCGCAAGAAGGUGGCGGGCAAGGAGAAGAAGGAGUUGGCUCACCUGGAGAGGGUGUCGAGACGUCAUUAG